Messenger RNA from Verticillium nonalfalfae, 1188 nucleotides. RefSeq lists its product as uncharacterized. Gene Ontology annotation, molecular function: protein binding. The coding region runs from base 1 to 1188 and encodes 395 amino acids. NCBI's taxonomy places the organism in Eukaryota, Fungi, Ascomycota, Sordariomycetes, Glomerellales, Plectosphaerellaceae. The record is from RefSeq and is a predicted model, not a curated record. The transcript has a single exon.
AUGCCAUGCUUUGUUCAGGAUUGCGACUAUCCGGGAUGGGCCUCAACAGGAGAAGAAGAACAACGGCCAUAUCUACGCUACUGUGCGCCUGCGGGUUCGCUGCAUUGGGCCAGCCUGCGUCCACUCACCUUUACCAUGGAAAGGUUGCCCUAUGAGAUCAUCCACGAGUUCGUCUCGUAUCUAGACUCACGAAGCCUUCUCAAUUUGGCACUGACUUCCAGUCACUUCAACCAUGCCUGCUUGUCCGAGGCGUCGCGUCACCUCUGCGUACUCAACACCCUUUCGGCACUGUCGGGCCUGACGCACCACAUCAAACAAACAACCCCGCUCACACGAGCGCUCACGGUGUAUCACGGCGAGUGGCCGAAGUGCGACUACAAAACAUGGCAGCUUCACCCGCUCCAGGUGUACGAGGCGCACCCUUUUGUGUCGCAAUCUCCGUCGAAGAGGGAAAAUGCUUUGCAGGCCUUCCGACACUAUCGUCACUUCGUAGCGGCCGAGGAGUCUAGAAGUCGCCAUGGAGACAUCCGUCGACUGAACCAGAUUUUAAGUUCUCUGCCACAGCUCGAGCAGAUCACAAUCUCCCAUGCCUGUUCCCAUGCGCGGAAACCGAAGAAAAACGCCCAACUCACCCGACUGUGCCAACAGAUCUGGCUAUUUCCGGGCCGGAGAGGCUCAGUCGAUCGUCUGGUCGGUGACUUUUUGACAAUACUUCCCAACUACGCCCGUAUCCAGGAUCUCAAGAUUGAAGGCGUACUGAGGCUUGAGUCCAUCGGCCCUCUACACGCGGCGCUGCGUUCGGUGACCAGGCUCGACAUCAGAUCAUUGAGCAUGGCAAACACCACUGCAACAACAUUCAAUGUCUUUUUGUCUUCGUUUCCCGCUUUACAAAAUCUCCACGUCAACUUCAGCCGCUGCGAUCCGCCCACUCUCAUUCCUCUCGAUCGCGUGCCCUGCCCUGAGCUUCGCUCCGUAUCUCUUGCCAACAUGUAUGUAGGAGUCCUCGCGUUGGUACGGUUCAUGCAGCGCCACCCUGCUUUGGAAGUGUUACAACUUGACGAGCCAAGACUGGUGGACGGCCGGAGUGUGUUGUGCUACCCCCGCGACUGGUUAGUUAGCAUCGACUCCAGAUUGACGCUACGAAUAACGAGCGCUGCCCCGGAUCCCGGUGGCGUUACUAGCUUCUAA